Pseudomassariella vexata is the source of this 768-nucleotide messenger RNA. RefSeq lists its product as uncharacterized. The record is from RefSeq and is a predicted model, not a curated record. Bases 1 to 768 code for a protein of 255 amino acids. The transcript is spliced from 2 exons. NCBI's taxonomy places the organism in Eukaryota, Fungi, Ascomycota, Sordariomycetes, Amphisphaeriales, Pseudomassariaceae.
AUGCCUAGUCGUUCAUAUUUCAAAGGGUGGCGGAGACGUCUCACCGCGCGGUACGGCGCUAAGAACCCGACGGCGUCCGAGGUAGCACAGGAUAUCCACAACGGACCCGGCAUAGUCGCCUCGCCGGCGUCUAUCGAGCUCCAGACUUUGGAGCGUAGAACUUCUUCAACCUCCUCGGCGCCAGCACAACGAGCGAUCACAGAUAUCCCGACCUCCGUACCCCCGGCUUCCGCCACCCUGCAGCAACCAGACACGAAAAGUUCUCUAUGGGAUAAAGCCCUAGAGCGGUUACGACAGUCUGAAGAAGACCAAGACAUCAAAACUGUCGAGGAGAUCGCUAAUAAUGUAGCCAGCAAUGUUGAAACACCCGACGGCAAGCCUGCCACUGUAACAGACCGAGCAGCGGCCAUCAAAGAGGAAAUGGAGCGGGAAAUCACGAGCGAACGAAACGAUAGCCUUGUUGAAAAUACGGUCUCAAUACUGAACAAGUUUCUCGCGGUGGACGAUGUCGACGCUAGCUUCGAUCCUGUCCAUGCAGCGCUCCCGUGGGCAGCCGUCCGGUUUGUCCUCGUGGUACACGAGAGUAACCACCAUCCCUAUCGUGCCUCGCUGUCAUGCUAUCAACAAAUGGGAAUCCUUGCCAGCCAAAUUCAGCCUCCAGAACAGAAAUUCCCUCUAACUGCAAGUGAUGCAUCCGUUCCGCGUACCUGGUGCGAUACUUGGUGCGAGUGUCUGUUAGUAGCGGAGUCGACUGUCGGUCGACCUUGA